AACCGCUCCAUACAAUUAGUCCAUCGCCGACCGUCGCCCGAAGACCAGCGAGCCAACAACCGGCUUUUCCAAGUAAUCGAAUCGAGUAUCCGACGCUCUCUUGUCAUCAAAUUGAAGUUUUAUCAAAAUUGCUGAAAUGGCGCUGAAUAUAGGAUCAGUUUUGAUACUGGACGGCGUGGGCCAAAAUUGCGAGGAAAUUUUGGCGCAAAAUGGCAUUUAUUCCACCAAUAUGGUGAAAAUUACUGAAGAAGAACUCCUGAGGACAGUAUCUGUGUACGAUGCCUUAGUGGUGCGUUCCGCUACUCAAGUGACAAAAGAGGUCCUGGAUGCCGGCAAAGAAUUAAAGGUGGUAGCUCGCGCCGGCGCCGGCGUAGAUAAUAUUGACGUGGCGGCCGCCGCCGACAAAGGAAUCUGCGUUAUCAAUGCGCCAGGUGCCAAUGCUGUGAGUGCUUGUGAGUUGACAUGUGGUCUGAUAAUGUCUAUUACAAGACGCAUCGUGCCAGCGGUAACCGCGUUGCGCGAGGGUCGCUGGGAGCGAUCCCUCUGCACCGGAACUGAAGUCAACGACAGGACUCUUGCUAUCAUUGGUCUCGGCAGGGUCGGUAGGGAAGUUGGGAUGCGCAUGCACGCUUUUGGAAUGAAGAUAAUCGGGUACGAUCCGUUUGUAAGCAUGCAGCAAUGCGAGUCAUUCCAUUGCACCAAGAUGGAGCUCGAUGAAAUCUGGCCGCUGGCUGAUUACAUCACACUGCAUACUCCGCUUAUUGAAUCCACGCGCAACUUCAUCAAUGCUGAUGUUUUCAAACGUUGCAAGAAAGGCGUUAAGAUAAUAAAUGUAGCCCGCGGCGGGCUUAUCAACGAGCAAGACCUUUUGGAUGCACUCAACUCUGGACAGGUCAGUGGUGCGGCGAUAGAUGUAUUUGAACAGGAGCCUCCGACUGAUCCUCUGACGUGGGAGAUCAUCAGGCAUCCGGCUGUUUUAGCCACACCGCAUCUCGGUGCAUCAACCAAAGAAGCCCAAUCUCGCGUGGGACAAGAGAUAGCGGAACAGCUGGUGAAUCUGGCUAAACCAGGCACCUACUCAACACCCUUGGCUGAAGUGACCAACAUCUUCAAGAAGUAAACGCAUUCGCGGCAACUUCGAAUUCAUUUUCAUUUCCUAAAUAUUUUUACUAUCUUAUAUAAUGUUAACUAUAAGCUUCUAGUUUUAUAUUCUUUGCGUAUUUUAUAAUAUUUUUUUAAAUGAUGUAAUCGAGAGGAUUUAUUUAAACAAAUAAAGUCCCGCUUCUGAAUAUG
Molecule: messenger RNA, 1293 nt
Organism: Papilio xuthus (Asian swallowtail)
Lineage: Eukaryota; Metazoa; Arthropoda; Insecta; Lepidoptera; Papilionidae
Source: RefSeq, a predicted model, not a curated record